Molecule: messenger RNA, 1388 nt
Organism: Prorocentrum cordatum
Lineage: Eukaryota; Dinophyceae; Prorocentrales; Prorocentraceae
Source: the annotation of a GenBank genome assembly
UCAGGGGGGGCGGCGCGGGGGCGCGAAGGUAACCCCGCGCCGCGCACCGCGCGGCGCGGGGCGCGAAGUGCGGUGGCCUGGGGGUUCGCCGGUGCUGCCUGACGGGCCCGCCCUUUGGAUUUGGACGGCUCGGUUCUCGUGGGGUGCUUGCAGCGGGAGCUCGCGUCGAGUUCCAGAUUGGGGCUUGCUCGUUUUCCGGAUGGCCCCGCCAGGCUUACCCGAGUCCCCCGAACCCGAGUCUUGCGUCUCCCCGGCACAUGUGCGUGCCGCCGACGAUGCCCACGCCGUUUGUGAAGAAGGUCGUCCGCCAGGGCUACCGCCGGCGGCCUGCCCAGGACGGCGACGCGGACGCCGCUGCAGCGGCCCGCGAGCCUUGCGAGCGCCGGGCCGACGCGCCCUGGCUGGGCUACGCGUUCGUGACCUUUAGGGACGGCGCCGAGGCCGCCGAGGCCCUGGCGCUGCUGGACGGCAGGGCGGCGGAGGGCUGGACCAUCCGGGCCCAGUGGGCGGAGGAGCAGCACCAGGGCGGCCCGAAGAAGGGCCGGAGGCUGGGCGCCCGGCUGGCGGCGGGCCACGACCCGCCCCUGGGCGAGCAGCUCUUUCCCGCCGCGCUGCAUGGCGCCGAGCUCGCCGCCGCCCUGGAACGCCACCAGAGGGCCGCCGGCGUGGCCGUGGCCCCGGGCAGCGAGCCGUGGGUUGUUGCCGAGGCGGCCAAGGCCUUCUACCGGCGGCACCCGAGGGCGGAGACCCGGGUGGCUGGGCAGCCCAUCCCCGCCGCGCUGCUGCUGCCCCUGCUCGCCGAGUUGAGGCGGACGCGCUGGCCGCCGACGCACCACAGGUCUGGCAUGCAGGCGGAGCAGUAUCUGGUGCUGUUCCGAGGCAAGCGCAACGACGGCUUCGAGGCGCUCAUGGAGCUACUGGCCGUUCUGCUGGAGUGGGCUGAUCCCGCCUACGGCUGCAACCGCAUCGCGGUGACGAAGGACUUCCAGGGCUCCCCGCACAUCGACGGCUCCGACGUCACGUUCCAGUACGCGGCAAGCCUGGGAGACUUCGAGGGCGGCGGGGAGCUGUGCGUCGAGGGCGACCAGCCCGAGCAGGUCUUCGUAGUCGACACGCGCAAUCGUAUGGCACGGAUUGAUGGGCGUUAUGUCCACUGGGUGCGUGGAUACGGCGGCGAGGAGCGCUACUCCGUCAUCUUCUUCGCCACCAAUCCUGGGUGUGCCACCGAGAGGACGAGUCCGUUCCAUGCGGACUUUGUGCCGUUUGGCUCGCCAGAAGAAAGACAAGCGCGCACGCGCAAACGCACUUUUUGGCGGUAGCGGCCUCGCGCGCAGCCACGAGGCGACGUAAGUAGAAACGAAGCGCGCGGACGCGGUUGAGCCUUCAAG